AUGCGGUCAGCCUGGACCAGCUCAAAGUGGAUAAAAAUGGAAUCCCGUCGUCAGCCUACAAGAGCGAGUAUCGCUCAUUCAUAUGCUACAACUAGCAUGGGGGCAGAGAUACAACACUGGUGGUUAAUACAUGACCCAGUUGUCGAUGCAAGCACUGGUCAUACUGUGGGAACCUUUCCUAUCAGAUGCUGGACACUAUUCUCACCCUUUUCUUCUACUGCCUUCAACGAGACACCAAAUUCCCAUGCUGCAAAUACCGUUUGGAGCAUUCUCUGUCUUGCACAUAGUACUAGAGGCCUUGCUCAAGCUGGGCAAUAUUGA
This is a messenger RNA of Aspergillus welwitschiae, 321 nucleotides long. RefSeq lists its product as uncharacterized. The record is from RefSeq and is a predicted model, not a curated record. Bases 1 to 321 code for a protein of 106 amino acids. The transcript is spliced from 2 exons. Lineage: Eukaryota; Fungi; Ascomycota; Eurotiomycetes; Eurotiales; Aspergillaceae.